ACAAAAAAUCUAUAAUAAAAAUGAUUAAUAAAAAUGUUUUAUUUACUUAUUCCUAAAAAUAUGUAUUUAUUUGUGUAUUUUAAUAAUAAAGUUUUACAGCUGAGAGUUCAGAGAGUAAAGAAAAUGUUCAGGUGCAAAUUUAAUUGACAGUUUAUUAUUGCCCUUUAAACUAAAUGUACAUCCCAAAUGUGUGUGUGUGUGUGUGUGUGUGUGUGUGUGUGUGUGUGAUGGAAAUAUUUAUAGAAACUGGAAUCCCCUGGCUCAGCCAAAUCCGGAGGCUUUUUCACACACACACACACACACACACACACACACACUCACACACCCUAAACCCGGUGUGUUGCCUAGCAACCAGUCAUGAGCCUCUGUGAUUGGUUUGUCUGUUUGAAUGCAGGUUGGUGUUAUUGUGUGAGUGGAGACUCGUGAUUAUUAGCAGUGAUUUUGAUGUGAGGAAAUAUUUCACCAUCACGAUACAUGACAUCACAGGGAGGAGAAGUGGGCGUGGCCUCAGUGCAGGACUCACAAACACACCACUUAAAAGAGAAAGCAGUGAUGUCACACUGAAAUUAAACAUGCAUCAUUAUUCUAUUCAUAUUUUAUAAUAUUUUGGUAAAUGUUAAUAGAAUUAAUUAUUGAUAAAUUGUUUAUUAUGCAUUAUUAAUAUAUAAUUCAUAUUGCAGUCAUUACACACUGUUAAUGCAGCAUGGAAGCAAUGAAUAUUACAAUUAUUACAGUAUUUAAUUAUUACAGAAUAGCAGUAUGUCACAUGACAUUUGUACAUUUUUAAACACGUUUAUUUUUUUAACUCCCUCAGUUAACAUCAGAACUGAGACUAUAAAAUAUCUUCAUCUUCAUCUUCAUCAUCAUCAUCAUGGCUGACAGACACAGAGGCCACGCCCCAUUCACUGAGGCCAAAGGAAAUUCCUCUUGACCCAGCUAGACAUGUUGAUCUCGUACCUGGACUCGGGCAUGUCCUUCUCAGAGCUGUGUGAGGAGGUGAGGGAGAUGUGCAGUGUCCAGAAGAACUUACCCAUCACACUCAAGUGGAUUGACGAUGAAGGUGACCCGUGUACCAUCUCGUCUCAGAUGGAGCUGGACGAGGCGUUUCGGAUCUACAGCAGGAUUAGACCGUCUGGACUCCUCCUGCACGUGUUUCCCAGUAUUCCGGAGAAGCCGGGCAUGCCGUGUCCUGGAGAGGACAAAUCGAUUUACCGCCGUGGAGCUCGACGAUGGAGGAAACUGUACCGAGUCAACGGCCAUCUGUUCCAGGCCAAGCGCUUUAACAGGAAAGCUUACUGUGGACAUUGCAGUGAAAGGAUAUGGGGUCUGGGGAGUCAAGGCUACAAGUGUAUAAACUGCCGCCUGCUGGUUCAUAAACGCUGUUAUAAACUCGUCCCUCUGACCUGUCAUAGGCAUAUGGAUCCAGUCAUGCCAUCCCAGGAGCCGCUGGUUGAUGAGGGAGGUGGAGAAGAGGAAGUGGAGCUUCCCCCAGAGGACACAGAGGACACGGAGGACACAGACAGAAGUAGGUCUCCUCUGUGUGUGUGCGUGUAGUCAGGUGAUUCUGACCCAGAUUAGAGAG
Ictalurus furcatus (blue catfish) is the source of this 1582-nucleotide messenger RNA. RefSeq names its product protein kinase C, zeta (gene prkcz). Gene Ontology annotation, molecular function: protein serine/threonine kinase activity; ATP binding; protein binding. The record is from RefSeq and is a predicted model, not a curated record. NCBI's taxonomy places the organism in Eukaryota, Metazoa, Chordata, Actinopteri, Siluriformes, Ictaluridae. Bases 943 to 1554 code for a protein of 203 amino acids. Gene Ontology annotation, biological process: protein phosphorylation. The transcript has 7 exons.